Messenger RNA from Ciona intestinalis (vase tunicate), 793 nucleotides. The record is from RefSeq and is a predicted model, not a curated record. NCBI's taxonomy places the organism in Eukaryota, Metazoa, Chordata, Ascidiacea, Phlebobranchia, Cionidae.
UCAUAGUAAUCAUAAAAAAACAACAAAUACUAAACCAUUUACUAUAAGCCUGUAUAUAAAAGUUUUUAUGAAGUAACUUUACAUGUAUUGGUUUAUCUGAUAUCAUGAUGCUAAAUUUGCAAUUCUUAACUUGAGCGGGGUAUAUAAAUGUUUUGUAAUCCAGAGUGCAGGUUGUAUUGAUUUACGAGUAUCUGUUCCGAGAGUAACAUAUAUCUUGUGGGGGUGUAAAAGUAUUAUGUACAGUUUAAAACAGCACAUAUCUUGUAUUGCGAUCACUCAGUGUAAGUGUAAGGUAAUUAUUCAAGAUGGAUAUUGAUUAUCGGAACCAAAACCCAGUGCCUAAUGAAGGGUUUUAUGAACAAGAUAUUCACUACAGCCCAAGGGAAAAUUAUGAAGAAAUGACAAUACCGAACAAAGUGGUGAAAGCAGGUAGUGGAGUGAAAAACAAUGGUAAAAAUCUUUCACCAAAGUUUUGGAAACUCCUAACAGGUCUCGUGUUUUUGUUGGUUCUCACUGUGGCUACUGUUGGGAUUUAUUACAUUGCUAACUCGAAUGCAAGCAAGCCAGUAGAGUCUUGCCCAUCACCAAAAUCAGCUGCCAUUGCUACAUCAUGUUUGAACUUGAAAAACUCAGCAGUCUCCAGUGAUGGCUAUUACUUUAUACAACCCACAGGAAGUGAUACUUCUUUCAAGGUUUUAAUUAACUGACACAAUCCAAACAUUCCACCAAUAACUUUAGUAUUAAUUUCAUACUCUUAAAAUAUUAAUAAAUCAUUAAAUUGGCCAUAAAAAAU